Messenger RNA from Fusarium keratoplasticum, 1863 nucleotides. RefSeq names its product AA-permease domain-containing protein. Gene Ontology annotation, biological process: amino acid transmembrane transport. Gene Ontology annotation, cellular component: membrane. Bases 1 to 1863 code for a protein of 620 amino acids. The transcript is spliced from 4 exons. NCBI's taxonomy places the organism in Eukaryota, Fungi, Ascomycota, Sordariomycetes, Hypocreales, Nectriaceae. Gene Ontology annotation, molecular function: amino acid transmembrane transporter activity. The record is from RefSeq and is a predicted model, not a curated record.
AUGUCACAUGACAAAUCGCCAAAGACCACCGACAUCACGGUCGAGGUGGCCCUCACACGCGAUGUUGAGAUUAUCGAGAUGAAAAACAUGGCGUCAUCGCCGGCACGGGCCAAGGAGAACAACAUGACGUGGGCCAUUUCUGCGCCAAAGUCGGACGAGCCCAAGGAACAGGGCGAAUGGUACGAUGGAUUUCGACGCGCCGACCGCCGAAAGAUGAAGAGGCAGUGGGACCAAGGAUAUCGACCUGAGCAGAAACCAACGAUUCCGGGAGACCGACACUAUGAUAUCCGUGCUGCGAAUGCAAGGACGGCGACAUCAGCGUUGGCGAGGGAGCUGAAGGGGCGACAUUUGCAGAUGAUUGCGUUUGGAGGCACCAUUGGAACCGGUCUCUUCGUCACUUCUGGCAGCGCUAUUCACGCGGGUGGACCUGGCAGCGUGCUUCUGUCCUACAUCGUCAUCGGAAUGCUGCAGUACUGCACAAUGCAGUCUUUGGCCGAAUUGAGUGUCAUCUUUCCCAUUGCGGGCUCAUUCUCUGCCUUUUCAACAAGAUUCUUGGAUCCUUCCUGGGGGUUUGCCAUGGGAUGGAACUACUGCCUUCAAUGGCUCUUCACACUUCCUCUCGAGAUCAUCGCUGGCGCUUUUACCAUUGGCUACUGGAACGAGCACCUUAGCCAGUCGAUUUUCGUCGGAAUAUUCCUCGUCGCCAUUAUAGUGAUUAAUCUCUUCGGAGUCAAAGCCUAUGGCGAGGCGGAAUUCAUCUUUUCAAUCAUCAAAAUCACUGCCAUAGUCGGUUUCAUUCUCCUUGCCAUUGUCAUCAACAUUGGUGGAGAGCCGACAAGUGGUUAUAUCGGCGGCCGCUAUUGGAUGGACCCGGGACUCUUCAACAACGGUUUCAAAGGCUUCUGUUCAGUCCUUGUGACAUCAUGCUUCUCGUUCACCGGUACCGAAUUGAUUGGAUUAGCAGCGGCAGAAACUGUCAACCCUCGAAAGUCAAUCCCGAGCGCUAUCAAGCAGGUGUUCUGGCGCAUCACGAUUUUCUAUAUCGUCUCGCUGCUGCUCGUCAGUCUGCUCGUGGCAUAUGACGACCCUCGAAUCACCAGCGGAAUCAGCAUCGCGGAUGCAUCUGCGAGUCCUUUCGUGGUAGCGAUUGAGACUGCCGGAACCACCGUCUUGCCUAGCGUCAUGAACGCGGUUAUCUUAAUCGCCGUGAUAAGUGUGGGCAACUCGGCUGUCUUUGGUUCUUCUCGAACACUUGCCGCUCUCGCCGAUCAGUCGCAUGCCCCAGCCAUCUUCGCCUAUGUGGACAAGCAAGGUCGCCCAUUAGUGGCCAUCAUUUUCUCUUGCGCCGUCGGGUUAUUGGCUUUCCUAGCUGAAGUCAAGGCUCACGGUGUUGUAUUUGACUGGUUGCUAUCUGUCAGUUCCCUUGCAACGCUCUUCACAUGGGGAAGCAUUUGUCUCACGCAUAUUCGCUUCCGCAACGCUUGGACACAUGCCUCACACACUCUGGAACAGUUGCCGUUCAGGGCACGAUCCGGCACAACCGGCGCCUGGUUCGCCUUGGCUGGCUAUGUUCUUAUCCUUAUUUCGCAGGUGUGGAUGGCUUUCUCACCCAUAGAUGCUGACAAGAACUCGACCACGGCAGACGUUGUGCAAAAUGUCUUCCUUCAAGCUAUGGCGAUUCCGAUUGUUGUAGUCUUUUAUCUCGGCCACAAGAUCUGGUACCGUACGGGCUUUGUGUCUCUGGAUGAGAUAGAUAUAACGACAGGGCGGAGAUACUAUCGUGUUCAUCUAAUGAGCGACCAAGAACGGGAGGCUCGGAUGGCAUGGCCGUUAUGGAAGAAGGUCUAUUGGUAUUUUUGCUGA